AUGGCGAAGCUUCUGAUCCUUGCUACUUUGUUAUUUGUCUCAUUCAAAACAGGAGGAAGUUCCGUGGGAACAACCACCAGUCCUCAGCAACAGAAUCCACAAACUGGUGCUGACAAAGACCCAUGUGAGGUACUGUUAAGCAUGCUUUAUCUGUCAUACCUCAGUUUACCCCUCAUGUCUGCCAAGUUAAGCACAAAAAACCCUUAUCAAUCAUAAGUUUUCAAAGACAAAGUAGAACAUUGCUGAAUUAAGUUUCUUUUAGGGAUAUCCCUACGUAUACAACGUUACGAGAUCAUUCGAUGUUCCGAGCUGUUUCUCCUAAAAUGAAGCUAACUUCUCAUCAAGAUUAGUUUCUGAAGAAACUGCUGUGCUACUUCGGCGAACAAGUAAAUAUCAAUGAGCAUAAAGUACAUCCAUCAAAUUACAAUAUGUUCUUUUUUCUUACUCAGAAGUCCAUUUUUGCUCACCGAUUUUAUGGCAUUCCAGGAUCGAAUGGCAUACCAGGAAUGCCGGGAAUUCCUGGCGCCCCAGGGCCGCAAGGACAACAAGGAAAAGAUGGUGCUAAGGGGGAGCCUGGUGUCAAGGGACCGAGAGGUAUGCCGGGAACAAGAGGACUAAAAGGAAAUCCAGGGUCACUUGGUAAAAAUGGUGCACCUGGAAUGAUGGGAAUAAAAGGAGAUAAAGAUCAUGAAGGGUCACGUGGCAGCAAUGGACCGCCAGGAAUCAAGGGUGUGAAAGGAGAGCAGGGAUAUAAAGGAGAGAAAGGAGAAAUCGUGAAUAGUGCAGUGUCACAGACCAACUGGAAACAGUGUGUGUGGAAAAAUCUUGAUGAUAAUAGAGAUAGUGGAAAGAUUAAGGUACAGAAAUAUCUAGAAAAUGCAAUGAAAAAUAAAGUAUUAGAGCCAAUUUGUCAUGACCGUCUCUGAAAAAGGCUUUUGAAAUAUGCAGCUGAACUAGAAAUAUCAAUUAUCAAUAUUCUAUGCAUUCUUGCAGGCUGCAAAAGUAUAAGGUCAUCAUCAAGUUAUUUCCUGUAAUACUCUUAUAAAACAUUUUUUUUGGCAGUAACACUGUAUUCAUGGCAUUUUUUAUAGGAUUGCUCAUUCAACAAGCUGCAGUCUGAUACAGCUAUUAAAGUCUCAUUCCAGGGAAAUACACAAGUCUAUGGCACUUCUUCUAGAUGCAACCGGUGGUUCUUCAAAAUUAAUGGAAAUGAAUGCAGUGGACCAAUGACAAUUGAGGCUGUUGUGUACAACAGCUGGCCAUCUGGGAAUCCUCAGCUGCUUCAUCACAGAUCAUUUGAGGGAUACUGUGAAAAUAUUCCACAGGGCAGGGUUACUGUGGAGUUAUGGGUAGGAAAGUGUUCCAGUGGUCAUACACUGGGUGAUGCUCGCACUGGAUGGCAAUCAGUAUCCCGGAUAAUGAUAGUGGAAGUGUCUAGAGCCCAGUCCUAAUCAGCCCUGAUAUCUUCACUUGAGGACUGGAGUAGAAUAUUCUCUUUUCCAUUCAUCCUUUAUUCUAGAUUUCAUGAUUUUCUCACAUUUUCCAUACCACCCAAUAAUUAAAGUUAUAUCAUAUAUCACGAGUACUAUUUUCUAUCACCUUUUUUUCAGUAUCUUGAAAAAUAGUCUUGAAACCCUUUUAAAACAUUUAAUGAAAACAAGAGAUUUGUUGCAAGAUCCCAAUUUGAAGGAAAAAUAUUUAUCACUGAAUCUCCCAACUAAUUCAAUAUUUUAAAAUUGAAUUAUAUUCACAAUUAGUUUCUUUUUAUGGAAAUAAAUUUGAUCCAUCCUGUUUGUUCUGGAAAGUCCUUUGGAUCUGGGGGUACAUCUGGAAUUUCCUUCAUAUAAAAUGUAAAAAGAAAAUUUCAAAGGGACAGUGAGCACAGAUUGCCCAAGCUCAUAACAAGAGUAUCUAUUCUUUUAGUCAGGAGAUGAGAUUUAUAUUGGCGGUUUCAUUAAGCAAACAUAACUUUUGCCUUGAGGAAGAAGCCUGUUAUAUCAGAG
Messenger RNA from Pocillopora meandrina, 2003 nucleotides. Lineage: Eukaryota; Metazoa; Cnidaria; Anthozoa; Scleractinia; Pocilloporidae. The record is from the annotation of a GenBank genome assembly.